AUGGAAAUUGUUGAAACCCAUCCAGAAAAUUUAUCGGACAACAUCCUUGCCAUUAAACGGCGCUCAUUCCCAAACAGUAGUGACAUCCCAAGUACCGGAGCAACCUGUGAUCUGGAAAGCAGGCUGGCCAGCACUACGUCCAACUUUAAAGUGGAUAGGUUAUGCGCAACAGAACAGCGGCGGACGUCUAUAGGAUCAGCCGGUGGUUCAUCGAUUACCGAUCAGCCUAGUACCAUGGGACCGAACCCCACAGCUGAAGAGCAAAUAGAAGGGCGUUAUCCAAACCCGAAGGGUAUGGAUACGGUGGCUAAGCGAGCUGCCGGUUAUCCAUCUUCCAUUACAUUCACCUUGAUUGCAUGGCAGGUGAAUGGAGAUCCACCCACUCUGGAAGAUUAUCUCCAGGGAAAAAGCGAUGCUGGCUUACCAGGUGCGAACCUCAAGGGCGGACAAGGGCGAUUGAAACGCCAGUUAGAUGAAUACCACUUAGAGAAGAGAUAG
Messenger RNA from Opisthorchis viverrini, 498 nucleotides. RefSeq lists its product as hypothetical. Bases 1 to 498 code for a protein of 165 amino acids. Lineage: Eukaryota; Metazoa; Platyhelminthes; Trematoda; Opisthorchiida; Opisthorchiidae. The record is from RefSeq and is a predicted model, not a curated record. The transcript has 2 exons.